Messenger RNA from Dipodomys ordii (Ord's kangaroo rat), 1065 nucleotides. RefSeq names its product complement component 1, q subcomponent, A chain (gene C1qa). The record is from RefSeq and is a predicted model, not a curated record. NCBI's taxonomy places the organism in Eukaryota, Metazoa, Chordata, Mammalia, Rodentia, Heteromyidae. The coding region runs from base 121 to 861 and encodes 246 amino acids. The transcript has 3 exons. Gene Ontology annotation, molecular function: protein binding.
CGGACGGCAUAGGGUUCCUGCUGGCCCUUCCUGCUGGCUGUCCCUGCCGCUGUCCUACUGGGUCCCUGGGCUGAAGGCAGAAUCAUCCAGUCGUGUGUUGGCAGCCCAGGCAGUGACGUCAUGGAGGCUCCUUGGUUGUUGACCUGCAUGCUGGCCAUGUUCCUGGCCUCCGCAGUGACUCAGGAUGUGUGCCAAGCCCCCAAUGGGAAGGACGGGGCUGCAGGAAAACCGGGCCGCCCGGGCCGCCCAGGCCUCAAGGGGGAACGUGGAGAGCCGGGGAUCCCUGGCAUGCGGACAGGCAUCAGAGGCCCUAAAGGAGAUGAGGGGGAGCCUGGGCCCUCUGGAAAGCCCGGCAAUGUGGGCUCCCCAGGGCCCAGUGGGCCUCUGGGGGACAAGGGUGCCCCAGGGUUAAAGGGGAUCAAGGGCAACCCAGGAAACAUCAAGGAUCAGCCCCGGCCUGCCUUCUCAGCCGUGCGGAGGAACCCUCCCGCGGGCGGCACCACCGUCAUCUUCGACACGGUCAUCACCAACCAGGAAGGCCCUUACCAGAACCACUCUGGGCACUUCGUCUGUGCCGUGCCGGGCUUUUACUACUUCACCUUCCAGGUGGUCUCUCAGUGGGACAUCUGCCUGUCCAUCACGCACGCCCCCAGGGGCCAGCCGGAGCGACAGCGCCGCCUGGUGGGCUUCUGUGACUACAACAGCAAGGGGCUCUUCCAGGUGGUAUCUGGCGGGACGGCGAUCCAGCUGCAACACGGAGACAAGGUCUGGAUCGAGAGAGACGCCUCAAAGGGCCGCAUUUACCAAGGCCCCGAGGCUGACAGCAUCUUCAGUGGCUUCCUCAUCUUCCCCUCAGCCUGAGCCGGGGAGCCCCCCCAACCUCAGGCUUCCUCCUCCUCCGUGCUCACCUCCUCUCAGACUCUGUGCUCUGCUCAGUAAAGAGGGUGCUAUCACCUUAGCCACCUAAGGAAGGGGCUGCUGAGAGCCUUGAGGAGUGGCAGCCCCCCGCUCUGCUCAUUGUAAGGGUCCUUUGAGAUCUCCCUGGAAUAAAUGUGUGAGUCUGAG